AAUCAUGGCGAAAGGUGAAGGAGUCGUUAAGAGCGACGAAUCUUCUCCAGAUCUUGAUCAGUAUGCCAAGGAAGCACUUGAUGAGAUAUUUGGAAAGGAAGAGCAGUCUUACGAUGAAUUUGUGCAGAGUUUUAUGUUCCUAAAUAAGGAUGAUAUUUCUGGAUCAAAAAUUGGCAGUUCUCAAGGGAAUACCCACGAUCUCCAAAAUGGUGCGUCCGGUCACAACAAGAUGGCAAAGCGUAAUGUUGACGGCCACAACUCAAUGGAAACAAAAGGCCAGUGGACAGAGAGUGACAACAUACCCGAGGAAGUACUAGGGCCUGGUUCAACAUCGGUUCCAUUUCUCAUGAGAACACCUGAGUCAUCAGGUGGAAAAAUCCUCCAGGUUGAUAACUUUGUUGAAUGUGAAGAUGAGGAGAGUGAGGAUGAAGAGUCCAUUUCAAAUGUUGACUCCGUGUUGGAGGAUGGCAUAUUCACAUCUGGUUAUUCUCCCUCAGCAGUGACUAGCUCAAAUUCUUUGAAGCAUGUAGAAGAUACGAACUCAGCUGCAAGAGAUAUGCCAGCUAACGUUGAUUUAGGCAUUGAAGCAACUAAAGAAAUAUAUUAUCUCCCAGGAGAUGCUUCAAUACUUCCUGGGGAAGUUGAUGAUAGCAAAAUGAAUGAGGAGCAAGAUAACACCUCUGAUGGAAUUGUGUCACCCAAAAUAACACAAUUACAGAUUUCCACAAGAAUAAAUAAUUGUGACAGAAAGAAUGAUCAAAGAAGCCCAAGUGAGGAAGUUGAAGAUACUGAUGAGGUUCAGCCAUUCACUCUGGAUACAGACUUUGACUAUGAUAAUGUGACCCUGACACCAAAGUUUAGUUUCCCACCAAAGCAAAUACCAUAACCUUUCAGAGUGAGAGCAGUCAGAGUUUUAAAUGAGAAUAUUCAGGCUCACUAGUGUAAUCUCUAUACAAGCAAUUGUUCAAUCAGAGAUUGUCUACAGAGACUAUUGGUUUCUUGACACUUAAGAGCACUGACAAAAUGCCAGGCAGAAACCUUCAGUGGAAGGUGAAAGAGCAAUACUCCAAGUUGCAUUAUGCCACAGAAAGAGAGAUUUCUAUGAACAAAAUGGGCCAAUGAGGCUUGAAAGCUGACUUUACCCUUCUAACGCAAGCAUGGGGACUGAGAAGUGUGUGGCACCAGUUUUUGACUCAGCUCUUGAAGAACAAACAUUGAAUAACACCUGAUGACUGUUUAUUUACUUGAAGAAAAAUUCCAAGAAAUGUUGAAAGGAGAUAACAGUGUAUAUCCUUCUCUGGCUAAUCUUUAUCCUUCCCUCAUGCUCCUUCUUAGUGUGUCACGUCCAUAGUAUGCUAGUAAAUUGUUCUUUCUCUUUUGAAUUUUAAUACAUUGUUCACCAAACAGGUACAAGAAAUAGAUAGGCUUUCAAGUACAGAGUGUUAUUUUGAUCCAUCAAUAAAUGCUCUGAACUUAUUCACCAGAAAACAUUGAGCAGUGAGAGGGGAGAGUUCUCACAAUCAGUAGGUUUAUGGUUUCUCAGGCUUAACCAUUCCUUGGCUAUCCACAGAACAUGGUUUAAGCCCUUCACACUCCAAAAAUUCAGCAUUGAUUCUCUUGUAUCACACACAAUAUUUCCAAAGGAUACAUGUAGAGUCAAAAUUUCUCUUCACAAGAGAAAAGAUGGACAUGAAUCCAAAUUUAUCUCUGUGAGAAGUUUGAACUUCAACAUGGCUACUGAUUA
Messenger RNA from Pocillopora verrucosa, 1744 nucleotides. Its product is annotated as intraflagellar transport-associated protein-like. Gene Ontology annotation, cellular component: cytosol; 9+0 non-motile cilium. NCBI's taxonomy places the organism in Eukaryota, Metazoa, Cnidaria, Anthozoa, Scleractinia, Pocilloporidae. Gene Ontology annotation, biological process: acrosome reaction; spermatogenesis. Gene Ontology annotation, molecular function: intraciliary transport particle A binding. The record is from RefSeq and is a predicted model, not a curated record.